Molecule: messenger RNA, 1866 nt
Organism: Athalia rosae (coleseed sawfly)
Lineage: Eukaryota; Metazoa; Arthropoda; Insecta; Hymenoptera; Athaliidae
Product: protein YIPF3-like
Exons: 1
Coding region: 152-841 (229 amino acids)
Source: RefSeq, a predicted model, not a curated record
AGAUAUUCUUAUGUAGCAGAAUCAGUUGUUUGGAUUAGAUUUGUUAUGCGGUUUAAUUCAUUGUGAGUAUUUUUAUUCACUAAUAUUCUCUGCGCCAUAAUUAUUUGAUUUUCACUUUUAGCAAAUCAAGUUUAUAAUCCUAAAUUUCAUAAUGGCAAAUGAAGGAUCAGCGUUCAUAUCGUUACCCAUAAGCUCCAAAGAGUAUGUUAAAUUUGAUAGUCGUAUUCCAUUCAUCAAUCGUUACAUGAAAGUUAAGCCCCUAGAAAUUGGAAGACGAAUUUUAGCAUCCCUUGGUCCUCCUUGCUCUGAGAGAUUUAGGAAGAGUGACGUAGAUCUUGUAGGACCUCUCAUAGCAAUUUUAUUUUUGAUCGCACUUCUUCAUUAUGGAUAUGCCAUCAAAGAUCCUACAGCUACAAAUACAUUUAUAGCUCCUGUGAAUUCAGUACUUCUAUACGUUAUUCUGAAUCUUUGUAUAGGAUUUAUAUUAUGCAAACUCGCUCGUGCAGCGAUACUUUUUUGGGACCUGGCUGGAUUAUUGGGAUACACUUUGUAUUCUCAUGUCCUCACUUUAGGUUUGAGUCUUUUGAUCUACCAGGAAGAAAGUAAUGCUUUUUUCUUUCUUUGUCUAUUUCUUUUUGGAGGAUUGAGUGCUCUUAGGAUGUGCGUCAUUUUAAUAGUCACUAUACCUAAGCCAGCUGCUAGACUUUUAGUUUGUUCGACGUUAUUCAUAAGCCAUUUGCUAUUUUUAAUUUUCUUGCACUUUGCCUACAUGCAUCCCACGUUCGUAUACGGAAUAGAAAACAGCAAACGUGUCCCUACAGUCAUACAUAAUAAUUUAUGAAUUAAUGUAAAUUUGACAAAGUUUCCAUUUCACAAGUAUUCAAACAUAAAUAUCAUGCAUAAAAAUUUGAUUUCUAUAGGUGUAGAUAUUUUUGGUUUCCAAGUCUUUUGUUAGGCAAUCUAAAGUCUUCAGAGACUCUAGAUUAGGAAUAGGAAGUAUGCAAUACGUGGUAUCUUUUAAAUAUUAUGCCUGGUUUUCACAUUUAUUUGAUAGCAUCCGAAAUUAUUCAUGUAGGAUUCAUAUUGAAUAUACAAUUACCUUAUGUUAUACACGUUUAUUUUUAUCGAAAAAAAUAACUUGGACAGAAAAAAUAGUGAUUUCAUACAUUAAGAUCAAUACAGUUCUACUGUACAUGAAAAUACGUACCUUACAAAUUGAUUUUUGGGAAAAAAGAUUAUAUCGUAGUUAGUAACACCAUACAGCACGCUUCUACAUAAUAUAUUAUUUUUUAUCAGUAAUCACAGAUAGCAUACCAAAAUUGUGUAACGAAAAUAUCUGGAGUGGGAUAGUUUUUUCCCCCAUGGUUUUGGUUAGCAAGAAAUAUUUUCCUAAAGAUUAAUUUUAGUAAUCAGACCCAUAUUUCCUGCUAGUUGUCGGCAACUGAUCAUAAUUUCGAGAAAACAUGAGUUCCUAUAAUACUAAAAUGAAUAUCAGUCGAACCAAAUUAUUUGACAAGUACUAAACUUUAAUAUUUUACCUAUUAAAAUUGUUGAAAAAUAUAUUAUGAAAUGAAUGUGGAUAACGUAUGCAGUACUAAUUAUAUCUUUUACUUGUAGGAAAUUACUAUUUACUUUUAGAUUAUGCCUAGGUCGCGUUUUCCAUCAAUGACCAAACUUCUAUUAUUGUGAAAAAAAAUCUCAGGACUAUAUAUAAUAACGUGUGUAAUCUAUCUCACAAUUUGUAAAAUUGUACAAGUUAUAUCAGGGCUAUUGGAUAAUAGAUUAAAAAUUAUUGCUUACAAAUACUGGAAUGAAAAUUGAAAACCAUUUCGGACAGUGAAAUAAACUGAAGCGCAUUGCUAUAAA